This is a messenger RNA of Coffea eugenioides, 1572 nucleotides long. RefSeq names its product F-box protein CPR1-like. NCBI's taxonomy places the organism in Eukaryota, Viridiplantae, Streptophyta, Magnoliopsida, Gentianales, Rubiaceae. The record is from RefSeq and is a predicted model, not a curated record. The transcript has 4 exons. Gene Ontology annotation, molecular function: protein binding; ribonuclease T2 activity; RNA binding. The coding region runs from base 1 to 1572 and encodes 523 amino acids.
AUGGAUGGCGCAAGUGAGAUAAAUCUAAAUGAAGAAAUCGUUAUGGAGAUCCUACUGAGGUUGCCCGUCAAAUCAUUGAUCAAAUUCAACUGUGUUUGUAGAGGUUGGCGUGAUUUGAUCAAUAGUCGUCGCUUCAUCAAUAUGCAUCUCUGCCUUGCGCAAAGCACGGAGUACAUAAUCAUCAAGCGUUUAAGAGACGAAGAUAACAAAAAUGUGUUGUCAUUCCAUUCUCCAGCUGAUGAAUCUCUUCUAGCUGCAGCCCCUGAAUUGGAGCUGCCUGAACUUGAUGAAGCUAAUUGGCCCCUGCAGCUAAUUGGCCCCUGCAAUGGGAUAGUUUGCCUCAGGGAUUUUCAUGAAGGAAUACAUUUGUGUAAUCCAAUGACGCGAAAAUUUCGAACACUUCCUCAGAGUUCCUUUGGCAGCCCAGGGGGAUUCCUCCGACAGACACAUGUUGUGGGGUUGGGGUUUGACAGCACUAUUGACGACUUCAAGGUCGUCAGAAUUUUUGAAUCCUCCCUUUAUGAUUUUCGAGCCGAGAUAUACAACUUGAGUACUGAUUCUUGGAGACAAGUGGAUGCCAUUCCACCACCAGUUAUACUUCGCGAUUGUUUCGACCUACUUUUCAACGGAUUUUUCCAUUGGAGCGCAGGCCCGGAAUCUAGCCCGCAUAUUCUUUCGUUUGAGAUGGGAGCUGAGGUAUUCAAAGAGAUCAAGUAUCCUAAUGGCUGGCUAGGAGAACAAGCAGAACCACGGUGGGUAGAGCACAGUCUUGUUGUUUUAGAUGAUUCCAUGGCGUUGAUUUUAUUUUCAAGAGGCAGAUUGUUAGAUAGUGAAUUGUAUGACAAAUCAGAACAGUACAUUGAGAUAUGGGCAAUGAUGGAAUACGGUGUUGAGGAGUCUUGGGUAAAGAAGUUUUUCUUGGGACCUUUUUCAGGAAUCCAGUGCGUAUUAUCUUUUUGGAACAAUGACAAACUCCUUGCAGAUUGUUGCAAGCAGUUGGUUUCAUUUGGUAUCCAAAAUGAUUCCAAGUUGAAGAAAUAUGAUAUUAAAGGAUUUUACCUACAACUCCUAUUGAUUCUUCUUUUCAAUACUUCAAUAUGGUUGAACAGUGGCCGGGUGGUUAUUGCCAGUUCCACAGAUGCCGAAGAGUUCCUUGGCCAAAUGAUUUCACUAUCCAUGGCCUGUGGCCAGCAAACCACACUGGAUAAAAACAAAUUUGAACAACUGGACUCAAUCUGGCCUGACCUUGACCAACCAAGACCAGAAUAUGACACAGUAGGAAGUCGUGUCCUAGCCCAAUCAUUUUGGGGACAUGAAUGGAAGAAGCAUGGGACGUGUUCCGAGAACAUGUACAACCAGACUCAGUACUUCGAUCUUGCUAUUAAACUGAAGAAUCGAUAUAAUCUUUUAAGCAUUUUAGAGCAGGGCGGCUUAUCCCGGGGCCACAGUCAUGAAGUAAGUGACGUUAACUCUAUGAUUUGGCGCACAACUCAUGGGACUCCAGAUCUAAAAUGCCUGAACGACGCUCGAGUUCACCGCAAUGUGCCAAUUGUCAACAAAAUCAUAUUUUGA